AUGACCUCAGCUCAAGAUCUUGCUUUCACCACAUUAUACUGUGUCAUAGUUUUUCUCGGAGUCAUAGGAAACGUGGUCGUAAUUACAAUCGUGCGCAAAAUGCCGUCAAUGCACACAACAACAAAUUAUCUGUUGAUGAACUUAGCUUUGGCAGAUCUGCUAACUUUGUUGCUCUGCCCCGGGCUUUAUGAUUUUGCUUUGACAAACGUCCGUAUUCAAGGCCUCUCAGGACAUGUGAUUUGCAAGUUGUUUGCUGGAAAUGCCGUAGUUCCAGUUACCAUUAACGUAGCUGUUCUGACAGUUUGUACGAUUGCAGUGGAAAGAUAUCUGGCUCUGGUAAAGCCUCUUCGUAAUUUAAGAUUAACUAAAGACACCGUUGGAUAUGUCAUAGCUCUGCUUUGGCUCAUUGCUUUGUUAUCCUGCGUACCAGAUAUCCAAGCCAACACGUUUGACACUGAGUCCAACAAAUAUCCAUGCAAACGCCCUUGGAGUUUGGAUGAGUACUCCCUUCACAAGCCUUUCAUUAUUUUCACGUGUGUUUGUUUUGGUUUUGUCAGCUCCCUUGUACUAUUAGCUUGCUAUUUUGAAAUAAUUCGUGGCUUGUAUUUUACCAAAACCAUCUGCUCGGAGUCUGUUGGCACGGAAGCAGAAAGGAAAGCAAAGAAGCAACUGGCCUCCCUUCUUAUACGACUAACUGUAAUAUUCAUUGUUUGUACGCUACCGUUUUCCAUCUACUUCAUGUUCUUGACUUUUCUUGGUGCAAAUUUUGUUCAAGAUAACUAUGAAAAACUGUAUAUUGUUCAUAGACUGGCUCGUUUUCUUCUUUUCUCAAAUUCGUUUUGUAAUCCCUUGCUUUACGCAUUACAAAGCUCUAAUUUUCGAGAUGGGUUCAAGCGAAUUUUUAAAUUUAAUUAAAACUCUGUAAGAUUUUUAUUCUUGAUUUCUCCUGCAAUCCGAAUGCAAUUAGUUUUUUUUAUCUCUCUUACGCAAAUUAGUAUUAUCUUGUUAACAUUUCAAAGUUAUGAAAAGUUUAAGUCUUGAUUGUUAUGUAUCUCAUAGUCCUAGAGGUCGAAGAAUUUUCCUUGUAAGUGAUCUUUUUUGUCAAGUUUGAUUAUUAUUUGAUUUGAGAUAAUAAUAGUGAUCAUAAUAAUUAUUGAUAAUGAUAAUAAUAAUAGCAUUAAUAAUAAUAAUAAUAAUAAUAAUAAUAAUAAUAAUAAUAAUAAUAAUAAUAAUAAUAAUAAUAAUAAUAACAAUAAUAAGAUUUCGACCGUCUGAACUACGUCACGGUCUACGGUCUUCAACAGGCGAAAUCAUUUCGCCCGUUUCGGUUGUAGGCCGUAGUUCAGCUGGUCGAAAGUAUCUAUUUUUUAAACAUUUCUAGCCAAAAAUUUAUUUCUGCUUGUAGUGAUAGUGAUGUCCUGAAGUAAAUUGAACCAAGAUUGGUCAACUUUGUACUCCAGAUUCAGAAUUCUUUUCAAAUGUAUUUGCGGCUAUUACAGCCAAUUUGCAAAAGCUCGUCACCGGUUUCAAUUCGUCACUUUACCAUAAAUGAUACAUAACAAAAUAACAAGUUGCAUAGAAAUACAAAUGACAGACGUACAACAACAACAGUAAAUUAAAAGAACUCAGGAACUAAAAGUGAGGAAGAAAAGACACUUAAACUGUUGUAUGACUUGACCUCGAUCGAGGAAGAAACGGUAGAGAUUUACUGAUUAGAAACGAAAUCAAUGUUAAAUGCAAAUGCCUCGAAGUCAACCACUUUCAAGACUUGCACUACAAAUGAUCUUAAAAAAUUCAAGCAAAAAGCGUGUGUAAACAAUAGGGCAUAGGGUCCAAACAAACAAAACAGUAAAUAAGAAUGUACGAAACAAUGUUCUUGGCAUUUUAACUAGAACACGGGAACCUAUUGCUGGAAUGCGGGAACGCCUUCGAAAAAGCACUAAUCUUUCCCGUUGCUCGUUUUUAAUCAGGCCGACACGCUAUAUGAACCUAUUCAGACCAAGUUUUCGUUUGCUUCCUGCAAUCAGGGGUUAGGGGAAGGGGUUCUCCGGAGAUCCUUCAAUUUCUGGACAUAACUUGAUUGACACAAUGACGUAAUAUGACGUCAUUAUGACUUCAUAUUAUUUAACUUAUAUGGCAGAAUCUAAAUUUGAUAAAAAGGUGUUUGAUAAAAUCAAGAAGUUGCCCAACAUAUAAAUAAUCUUUAACAAUAGCUGUGAUGAUAAAAUCAUUCAUUUUUAAAUAGAACUGCAACAAUACGCCAUCUUGGAUUCGCCAAGUGUAUUCCGGCCAGUUUACUUAAAACCCCAGUAAAUCGAGGAAUUUUUAAAAGAAAAUUUGAUACGAGCAUAAACAGAUGCUUAGAGAGCGAAAUACCUCUACAAAAUGUGAAAUUCCCAGAGAAAUGAUCAAACUAGUCACUAAAAAGCCUAGAUUUCUUUAACAGUUAUAAUAUUUUUGAUAAGACAAUGCUGAAUUAAGUGUGAUAUAAUAAUUUCAUCAAUAAAGAUAAGGGGUAACACCUAUUUUUAUAAAAAAUGCAAAUUUUGAAAAACAUGGUGGUCAAAACUAGGGUUGCCACAGUAACGUUAAUGUUGGCAUACACGUCUCGGUGACUUUAAAAUGUUCCCAGAUAAAUUUUAGGAAAAGUCGCUAAGUUUGGUGGUCAUAGCUUAAACUGUUUUGAAGUUAUUCAACUUUCUCGUGAGUGGUGCUGCAAAAGCCCACCCGGGUAUGAAUAGGGUUAAAAGACGUAAAGCAAGAACAGCAAAAAUGUAAAACUCCGUGGGCACGUUUUAAAAUUCUUCAGAACCGUCACAGCAGGUUUUUUUUUUUUUGUCAAGUUUGAAAAUAUCUUAAUCAGGUAAUUGUCCGGGCUCAUGCAUUUCUCAAUCAGAUUUGAAUGGGGGAAUAGACUUUUUCAGCAUACAUGUUUUGUUAUCCUAUUUCAGAGCAUGUGAUGUUACCCCAUGCAGAGAACUGUUUCCUUCAAAUGUCGCGGUAUCCAUCUGCACAUGUCUAACGAUAAAAGGAGAAUACCCUUGAGAACAUUACGUCUCUGAAAGUUUGAAAAAAUAUACAAGCAAAAAGGUCUAUUUCUUUCUUAUACCUUUAAUUAUAUCUAAAAUAAAAUAACUAGACGGAUAUGGCGUUAAUCUUGUGGAAAACAGAUAUAGAAUCAUGAGCUAAAUGUUCCUGGCUUAAGACUUAAACUAAAGAAAUGAUUGAUUGACUGUUUCAUAGAAUAACAGAUUAAUUGAUUCACUCACUGACUGACUGACCGGAAUGGCCGAUAAAUGAUGAAUAGGCCGCAGUUUUAAAAAAUAGGGUCUAUCCUAGUUGUCGCUCACUCAACGCUUCUCAGUUAAAAAGAUAGUUUGUGAAUUUUAAAUAGCUUUUGGUACACUGAAAACAGUAUUGUUUUACUAAAAACCCUUUUCUGUCGUGAUUAUACUUUUAAAUGUCGUCAAUGUCACUACCUCAAAACGCCUGUGUGUAGAUGACAGCUGAAUAGCACACAUAUGUUCGGUAAUUCGAUUGUUUUCAAUGCUUCAAGAUCCUUUCAUUCAACCCACACGUUCCUACUUAAUCCAUGAAGCUUGACGAAUACUUAUUUUAAGUAGACAAUAAUAUAUAGAUUUCGCCAGAGCUAAAAGCGAAGCUCCCAUUAAUAAAUUUGUAAUUUAUUAAUACAAUAAACUUGUAUUCCACAAAUCAGUUAACUUUAGAACAAAUUCAUGUGACUUUUGAGGGAUGGAGAGGCUAUUUAGUGGUUUCAGAGAAAACUAAUUUGCAAACAGUCCAAGAGAGAGCCAAACCUUACAUCGAGUUGAUAGCCUUAAAAUAGCAAUCAUCUUCGAUCACAUUUAAGAGCCAUAAUGGCUCUUCAUCACAGUAGAUUAGACCUGAAAAAGACUAAUUUUUGGAAAACAAAUCAUUCCGAAUUUUUGCGUUCGACAAUUACUUUACAAAAUCUUGCAAACAAAUUUGGGGGCGUGUAAACCAACCUUUUACAUUUUUUAUACAUCCCAUCAGGGGUAAAACAGUACUACGAGGCGCUGUUUUUAUCACAAAGACCUCGGACAGAAUGCAGUAUUUCACAAUUUUGAAAUACAAAUUGCACUCAUUCAAUAUUUAGGACGAUCGAAGCGCGCGUGGGCUUUUAGCGAAACCGCUAAAAUUUUUCAAAAUCACCUAUACGGCCAACCGGUUGCGAGCUGUGGAGUGUUUGAAUGAACAUUAAUAGAGUUACGCUUCAACAUAAUAAAGAAUUUAUCAUGUUUACUUUUUAUUUAGUGGUUUUAUAACGAUGUGUAAUCUUCAAAAGCGUUUGAUACGCGCGGCAUUUUGAGUACUACUGCAAGCGAUGUUCCUGAACAACUGAAAACAAACGGCACAGCGAUUAAAAUUGCAAGAGAGACUACUGACAAUCAAUAAAAGAAAUAUAAUUUUGUGAAACAUAUCCAGAGACAACAAUUUUCAUUCACGAAGACAAGAAUUAAAGUGUCUCUAAAAAUCCUGAGUCUUCAAGCUUAAAGCUUAAGUAUAUGUUUUAAGCCGGCUUCACGGUGUUUGCUUUUUUCAAAGAUGAACUCGAGGCAAGAAAAUCGCUCAAAGCUUUCUUUUACAGCCAGAAUUAUAACUAAAUAUUCUUUGGGACGUUUUCUUUCUAUUUGCGGUGAGAAAAUGUCUAAAGGCCUUUUAAAGUUCUGUAAGCCUAUAUCGAACCUGAUACCCGGUCAGAUCAUUGUCUCAGAUCUUACAAACGUCUAUAAACUAAAUAGCCGCAUAAACUACGCUCGACAUUGCUUAUGUAAAAAAACAAACAUCAAAUGCAGUAAUUACUCAGGUUUACCAUUCAAGAUGCAUCUCCUGGAAGCUAUCAAGUAAGGCCGGAAUCGCUUCAGACUUUCCAACCCUCUUACGCGUCAAGCAAGGUGAAAAACGAAAACGAUGCCAUCCGAAAUCAGAUUCCCGACUUUGACGAGCGACGAAUUUCGCAACCAAAAACCCAAUAAACAAAUUAGCCAUGAAUAACAGAAGACUAUUGAUAGCAGCUGAAUUUCAUUUUGUACAUCCAGUAGAAAAAGACAGUUAAAAACAUCACAAGUUGACACAAAACUCUGUCAGCUUCAGCUGUCAAAGUAAGCAAGUUUCAAGAUGCUGCAUAAAUUUCCNCCAGAGAAAACAAUUUUCAUUCACGAAGACAAGAAUUAAAGUGUCUCUGAAAAUCCUGAGUCUUCAAGCCGGUUUCACGGUGUUUGCUUUUUUCAAAGAUGAACUCGAGGCAAGAAAAUCGCUCAAAGCUUUCUUUUACAGCCAGAAUUAUAACUAGAUAUUCUUUGGGACGUUUUCUUUCUAUUUCCGGUGAGAAAAUGUCUAAAGGCCUUUUAAAGUUCUGUAAGCCUAUAUCGAACCUGAUACCCGGUCAGAUCAUUGUCUCAGAUCUUACAAACGUCUAUAAACUAAAUAGCCGCAUAAACUACGCUCGACAUUGUUUAUGUAAAAAAACAAACAUCAAAUGCAGUAAUUACUCAGGUUUACCAUUCAAGAUGCAUCUCCUGGAAGCUAUCAAGUAAGGCCGGAAUCGCUUCAGACUUUUCAACCCUCUUACGCGUCAAGCAAGGUGAAAAACGAAAACGAUGCCAUCCGAAAUCAGAUUCCCGACUUUGACGAGCGACGAAUUUCGCAACCAAAAACCCAAUAAACAAAUUAGCCAUGAAUAACAGAAGACUAUUGAUAGCAGCUGAAUUUCAUUUUGUACAUCCAGUAGAAAAAGACAGUUAAAAACAUCACAAGUUGACACAAAACUCUGUCAGCUUCAGCUGUCAAAGUAAGCAAGUUUCAAGAUGCUGCAUAAAUUUCCACAUGAACUAAUCUGUCAAAUUUUAACCAAUCAGAGCUUAAAAAUUGGACGUAGAGCGUGACCAACGCGUGACCAUUGUGAGAAAAGUCAAAAGCAACUGUGUUCCCUGCCUGUACCUGUGUGCGGUUGGGUCCACAGUAAUUGGCCUAAGCUGUUGCGCUUUCCCUGCCCAAAUUAUUUAAGUUAUUAUUAGUGUAUUGCUACGUUCUUAUUACUAGUAUUUGCAUAUCUUCAGUUUUUUUUUUGUAUUCAUCAGGGCAAAGCUAAUAAAAUAAAAUAAAUAAAACAAUAGAUAAACACAACAUAUUUAAUAUGAAUUUUAAAACAAUUAAACUUGAGCCUUCGAUCAUUUGAAAACUAGUAACUUGUCGGCGGAUAACUUCAAAAAUACUCGACCUCGAUGGGUCGACACCUGAGCGCCCGAUACGGUCGGCGUACGGUAAAGUGAUUACCAAAUUUUCAGGGAUGGGUAGAUUUACUUAGCUAUGGGGCUUCGCUAGCGCGGUUCGCGCGCGUCGAGCUCUGCUGUUACGAUUUUUGCCUCAAUAUUCAGGUUCCAUAUGACCUUGAUUAAUAAUGAAGCUGUCUUGGUGACCCUGGCAGAAGAUUCAAAGGGAUGGCAACAGAAUUAUGAGUAACAACACUAAUUUCAUUACUACCGUAGACAUAGUGUUUGCCUCAUUGUACUCUUUCAUUGUAUUCUUUGGUGUUGUGGGAAACGUUAUCAUAAUCACCAUCGUGCGUAAAACGCCAUCAAUGCACACGACAACAAACUUUUUACUGACGAACUUGGCGGUGGCAGAUCUGAUAAGUCUACUAUUUUGCCCUGGAUUUUAUGACUUUGCGUUAAAAAGCGUCAGUUUAAGUCAACCUAUCGGAGACUUUGUUUGCAAGAUUUUCGUAGGAAAUGCGGUUCUCUCUAUAACUAUACUAGAGUCCAUCUUUAUGUUGGUUGUUGUUGCUGUUGAAAGAUACGUUGCACUAGUUAAACCGUUUCAAACAAACUCAAGACUCAGGAAAGAAAACGUUAGUUUCGCCAUUGCAGCUACAUGGACGUUAGCUACACUUGUCUGUAUACCAGGAAUAUUAUCCAACAAUUAUGACGAAAGAGCUGAAAAAUAUCCAUGUAAUCGACCUUGGACUCUCAAUAAUCUGGAGGGUUUAAAAAAGGCCUACAUAAGCGUGUUCUGUUUGGUAUUUAUGAUAGUUCCCGCUGUGGUUAUAUUAUUUUGUUAUUUACGUAUUUUCUACGGAGUUUACUUCUUGGGGGAUAUAUAUCGAGAACGCACAGGUGAUGUGGAGGAGAAGGAAUCCAGAAAACACCUUCUUAAAUUGCUUGCAUCUCUCGUAGCAGCCUUUGUAAUCUGCUGCAUGCCAUUCGCUGUAUUUUUCUUGUAUGUUAGUUUUGUUUCACAGGUUACGAUAAUCGAAAACUUUGACACACUUCACCUGAUCCACAAAACAGUUCGUUUUCUCCUCAUUCUUAACUCUUUCGUAAAUCCUCUUCUCUACGCCGCACAAAGCCCAAAUUAUAGACAGGGAUUUAAAAGAUUAUUUUGCUGUCUUUCUAGAGAAAAUACAAAUAAAGGAAGAAAUGAUUUGGAAAUGAAAAAU
Molecule: messenger RNA, 7480 nt
Organism: Porites evermanni
Lineage: Eukaryota; Metazoa; Cnidaria; Anthozoa; Scleractinia; Poritidae
Source: the annotation of a GenBank genome assembly